Solanum dulcamara is the source of this 1036-nucleotide messenger RNA. Its product is annotated as auxin-responsive protein SAUR68-like. The transcript has a single exon. Gene Ontology annotation, biological process: response to auxin. Lineage: Eukaryota; Viridiplantae; Streptophyta; Magnoliopsida; Solanales; Solanaceae. Bases 477 to 917 code for a protein of 146 amino acids. The record is from RefSeq and is a predicted model, not a curated record.
UUUGAGAGACAACAACACAUGAAAUUGCCUACUCUAUUAUUGUCAGAGUAUUCAGGCUAUUAAAUUUAUUGAAGAACAACACUAGGUCCCUCUGCUUCUCAUGAUUUGCAACAUAAAACUCCCUUAAAAUAAAAACCACAAGAAUGAAUGAAAUCGAUGAUUUAGUUGUGGACCAUUUGGUUUAAAGAUAUGGUGACAGUGAAUUGAAUAAAUGCAUCAACCUCUUUGAUUAGAACUAGACAACUUAUAAUCUUUCAUCCUUCCGAACUUGCUUCAUCCACAAAUUUAAGGCCUCAUAUCAACAUGGCCAACAAGCAUUGGCACAUGGAUUUGUCUCCGAUGGUUAGUGACAAAAACUUCAGCUCCAACCCAAAGUCUGUCUACAGCUUUUUAUAUAAAUAACCCCCCUUCUAUUCAAGCACCAAAUUGUCCUAAAGUUCUAGUUUACUUUCUUGUUUCCAAUCUUCUAAGAAAACAUGGCAAUGCUCAGCGCUAAGAAACUCAUCAAGAUGGCCAGGAGAUGGCAGAAGUUUGCAGCUAAGCAGAGGAGGAGGAUUUCAUUUCCAAGAAAUGGAAGUAAUGCAGACGGUUGCAGUUCAUCCGCUAUAGUUGAAAAAGGCCAUUUUGUAGUCUAUACAAUUGAUCAAAGGCGCUACUCAUUCCCCUUGACUUAUCUUGAAAAUGAGGUCGUUAUGCAGCUUUUAAGCAUGUCGGAAGAAGCGUUUGGACUACCGAGUGGUGGCCCUAUUACAUUACCCUGUGAUUCAGCCUUCAUGGACUACACCAUUUCACUAAUCAAGAAAGGUGUAGCUGCCGGAGAUCUUUACAAAGUGUUGCUCCUCUCAAUUCCUUCAUGUUGCUGUUCAACUUCUUCUUUGCACCAAGAAAAUGGAAAUCAACUGAUGCUUGUUUCUUGAGUCAUGAUGUCAUGUUUUGUAAAUAUCUCAAAAUGGAUUGUAUAGCUAGUGAAAAAUAGACAACUGAAAACCUUGUAUUAUUACAGAUGGAAUAGCGCUUUAUCUUGAAAUUAACCAGA